AUGAGAAUAAUUUUAUCGUUUCUGACACUUUUCUUAGUAAACACAUCAAAUCAAUAUUGCAAUGUACAUAAUAAAGGAGUCAAUUCAGGAUUGGCUAAUUAACUUGCUCAUUCACUAAAUCAAAUCAGAAAUUAAGUUGCAACUGGUUAAAUAAGCUUUGAAGGAUCACAAUCAGCAUCAAAUAUGAAUGUUAUUCAUUGGAGUAAUGGAUAUGCAAAAAUGGCUUAAACAUGUGUUGAAAAAUGCCCACUUAAAGCUUCCACUUGUGGCUAAGUAAUAAAUCAUAUCAUUAAUAGUUUUAAAAUUAUGGAGUACUUUUUUUUAAGAGACACCUUAAUUAACAAAUGAGAACUAAUUAAGUUAUGGAAAAGUGGUUAAAAGAACCUGAAAAUGCUAAAUAAUUACUUACAGCCAGAUCAAGUGCUUUUGGAUGUGGAAAAGCUGAAGAUAAUGCUUCGGAAUAUAUAGUUUGUUAUUUCGAUGAGGUAAAAAUAAUUAUAUUAUUAUCUCUAUAGAAAUACACUGGUGCAAAAUAAGCAUUCUUAGCAGGACCUGUAGGAGCUAGUUGUAAAUUAGGUCGUUCUAAAAUGUAUAGUGGUCUCUGUGCUACUGCAUCAUCAUAAACUUUGAUCCAUUAAUCUUCACAUAUCAAAAAUAAGAAAUAAAAAAAAUAAAAAAAAUAAAAAUCACACAAAAAUAAGAAAACUAUUGAUAAAGAUAUUGCUUUUAUUGCUAUGACAGAUUUUAAUGAAUUUGUUUGA
Molecule: messenger RNA, 761 nt
Organism: Paramecium sonneborni
Lineage: Eukaryota; Ciliophora; Oligohymenophorea; Peniculida; Parameciidae
Source: the annotation of a GenBank genome assembly